AUGGUGGUAGUGGAGGAGGUGGUCGUGGUGGUGGAAGUGGUGGUGGGGCGAAGGUGGCAGUGUAAGGGCGAUGGCGAAUGUGGUUGUGGUGGCUAUGAAGGUGGAGAUGGGUGUUACCUAGUGCCGACGGCAGUGGUAGUGGCUACGACAAUGGUGGUGGUGGUGGUGAAGGGUGGAAGUGGCAGUGGUAGCGAUGGUGCUAAUGGUGGCGGCGGCGACGACUGUGGUGGAUGGUUGGUGGAGGGUGGGGUGGUUGAGGAGGUGGCAGUAGUGGUAAUGACAGCGAGAGGUGGUGGUGGCAGUGAUAGAGGUGGCACUGGUGGUGGCGAUGGAGAUAAUGGUGGAGGAUGUCGUGUUGGAGGAGGGUGGUAG
Molecule: messenger RNA, 372 nt
Organism: Lotus japonicus
Lineage: Eukaryota; Viridiplantae; Streptophyta; Magnoliopsida; Fabales; Fabaceae
Exons: 2
Coding region: 1-372 (123 amino acids)
Source: RefSeq, a predicted model, not a curated record